Molecule: messenger RNA, 6042 nt
Organism: Erythranthe guttata (spotted monkey flower)
Lineage: Eukaryota; Viridiplantae; Streptophyta; Magnoliopsida; Lamiales; Phrymaceae
Source: RefSeq, a predicted model, not a curated record
AUGGAGAUGAUAUUCAUUGAUGAACAGGGUGAUACAGUGCAAGCUUCCAUUAAGUAUACACUGUUAUACAGAUUUGAGUCUAAGAUCAAAGUGAACAGAUGUUAUGUAAUGUCAAACCUAUCUGCUUUUUUUAGUGUCAAGACCUACAAGCAUGCCUUGAAUGACUAUAGAGUCACUUUUGAAUAUACAUCUACUGUGAGAAAAGUUGACGUUCCGUCCAUUCCAAUGUAUUCAUUUAAGUUCACACCUUACGCAGAUAUACAACAAGCGUCAAACAACAAUGAGUAUACGAUAGAUGUUAUUGGUUCGCUUUUGUCGAUAGGUUCAUUGAAUCACCUAUUGGGUGGAACAAAACAAAACAUUCCAUUUGAACUUGAAGAUAUUGAUGGUUCGAAGGUCAACUGUUUGUUAUGGGGAAAGUUUGCUGAAUACAUACUUCAACGAAUUCAAGACAUUGGUGUAGGGCCGUAUAUUGUUGUAAUACAAUUUGCAACGACUGAGAUAAAGAAUGGUGAAGUUCAGGUAUCUAACCAUUGGCAUUCAUCACGCGUGCUUAUAAAUGAGGAUAUACCUGCAAUUAAUGAGUUCAAAUCGAGUCUCAUUCGGAGUAAACCAAAUAGUGGUCAAGUGAUAAGUCAAAAAUCGUCGCAGUCUUCUUACUCGAUGGAAGAUGAUUUCAUACGUAAGACUGUCAGAAAAAAUUUGGACGAACUGAGUGACACAAAUGAGCCUGGCAAAUAUGUUGUAUUGGCCACUAUUAAGGGUCUUGUGAAAACAUCAAAGUGGUGGUACAAUGGUUGCAUUAAGUGUAAUAGAUCUGCUAGACAGGAUUCGAAAAUGUGUUAUAAAGUUGAAGUCAUUGUCAUGGACGAAACAAAUUCAGCUUCGAUGAUUGUAUUUGGGAAAGAAGCUGAAAUGAUGCUAGAUAUUCCUGUAGAAGCAUUAAUUCAAACAGUCCAAAACAGGGGAGAAGAACCUGUGGAGUAUCCUAUGGAACUUGAGGGGUUAAUUGAUCGAAGAAUGUUAUUCAAAAUUGCUAUCAAGGGUGAUAAUGUUGCCAAUGAAGAUCAUAAAACAUACAAUGUUCAAAAAGUUUGCACAGAUGAUGUUAUCAUUGCUUCAUUCUUGAAGCAUUACGAAAUGGAUGCGAAACAUGAUAAUGGUUCAUCGUCGCUGAGUGUCAAUUAUGACAACGAUGGGUGUGUCUUCUCAUCAAAGGACUCUGGAACGUGUUCUAAUUUUAACGAUGGCGUUGUGGAUGGUGAUAUCACAACUAAUGCUAUUGUGGAUGAUGAUGUCAACGCUAUUACUCCAAUGAAGCGAUCCAACGAUUGUUUUCCAAAGUCCUGUCAACUGACUGUCGACGGAUCUCAGAUGAAAGAGAACCAAUUCGCCAGAAACAUGUCUGACAAUAGUUAUAUUGUUAAAGGAAAAUGCAAAGAAAUAAUGAUUGAACAAGUUGAAAGCAAACGAGUAUAUGGAAGUCCGCACUCAUCUUUGGAACAUGUUGCAAAAGAAAAGGCUAAAGAUGACGUUGAGUACUGUCGCAAUGGUGUAUCUACAUCGUGUGAAGAUCAUUUACAAGUUACAAAAUCUUAUUAUGAAUCAAAUAAAAGUUGUACCGUGCGGAAUGGAAAGAAGAUGGCUAGGAGUCAUAAAACAAUUGACUCUGUAACACGUAUGUUGGUUAUGACAUCAGUACCCGCUAUGUUGGUAGAUGAGGAUUUACAGACGUUAAGAGACAAUUCUUCCGACAGCGGAGAUUCUGAAUAUGUUUCCAACGAUGAGAAUAGUGACGAUGCAGUUGACGAUACUGAUUAUGAAGAUCUUGGAGACCAGACGUAUGAAUGUCCUUUUUGUGGUUCAAUGAUGUGGUACGGUGAAAGAAGUGACAAGCAUAGACAAACAUCCAGGCCCAAAUUUGGCUUAUGUUGUAUGUCCGGGAAAGUCCAGCUCCCAAAAAUAAGAGAUGCACCUCCUACACUUAACAAUUUAGUGUUUGGCACUGAUCGGAGCAGCAAACAUUUCCAAGAGAACGUACGAUCGUAUAAUAUGAUGUUUUCUUUCACGUCGCUUGGUGGAAAAGUGCAGACAUCUAUUAAUAACGGAUCUGGUCCAUACACAUUUCUGUUACACGGACAUAAUUACCAUCUACUGGGCAGUUUAUUGCCGGAAGAAGGCACUAGGCCUAAGUUUGCCCAACUUUACAUUUUCGACACAGAAAAUGAGAUUCAGAAUCGAAUUGAUGCCGUCAGGUCCGAAAAUCAAUCUAACAAUCUUGACCCAGCCAUCGUUGCAUCGUUGAAAGAUAUGAUUGACGGUAACAAUGUACUUGCACAACAUUACCGUGCUGUUCAAGAUCGUUUUUCCAAUGAUGGCCAUCAAGGAGUAAAACUCAGAUUGGUAAAGAGUCGCAGUACUGAUGGCAGGACGUACAAUCUUCCUAACGCAAGUGAAAUAGCAGGCUUGAUCGUUGGUGACUUUGACACACAAGAGGGUGUCAGGGAUAUUGUAGUUGAGACGCGCUCAAAUAAGCUGCAACGAAUCAGUGAGCUCCAUCCUCUUUACUUGCCUCUACAGUAUCCUCUUUUAUUUCCUUACGGUGAAGAUGGUUAUCGAGACGAUAUCAGUUUGAGAGAAUCUUCAUUUGCUGAUAAUAGAAAACGAAGGAAGAUAAGCAUGCGAGAAUUCUUUGCAUACCUAAUUCAGAAACGGCAUGGAGAACAUUCGUUACUUUUGCAUUCCAAGAAGUUAUUUCAGCAGUUCUGUGUUGAUGGAUUUUCGAUGGUUGAGUCACAGAGGUUGAAUUUCAUAAGGUUCAAUCAGGAUCAACUUAGGGUUGACAUGUACAAGGGUAUCGAAGAAAAGAUUUUUAAAGGAGACACUGAGGGUAAAUCUGUUGGACAACGCAUUAUAAUUCCAGGGUCGUUCACCGCAGGUCCAAGGUAUAUGUUUAACAACUUCGUUGAUGCUCUUCAAAUAUGUAACUGGAUUGGAUUUCCAACCCUCUUCAUCACCAUCACAUGCAAUCCCCAAUGGCCAGAAAUACAAAGGGUGUUAAAAGAUACAAAUCUCAGGCCGGAGGAUCGGCCAGACAUUCUGUGUCGUGUGUUCAAAAUGAAGCUCGAUAGUAUGAUGACGGAAAUCAAGAAGGGCUGUAUAUUCGGACGUAUUAGAGCAUAUGUCUGCACAAUUGAAUUUCAGAAACGAGGUCUACCGCAUGCACAUAUUUUAUUGUGGUUGCAUAAUGACGACAAGCAAAAGAAUCCAGAAGAAAUUGACAGGAUCAUAUGUGCUGAAAUUCCUGACGAAGAAAACGACAGAAAGAUGUACCAGUUGGUGGAGAAGUAUAUGAUACAUGGACCGUGCGGUCAGGCGAAUUUGAAAUCUCCAUGUAUGAAAGAUAGAGUUUGCACGAAACGAUUUCCAAAGCCAUUUGUGCAGCGCACUGAAUCAGAUGCAGAUGGGUUUACAGUGUAUAGGAGAAGGGAAGAUGGCAGAACAGUUACGAAGAAGAAGACUGCUCUUGAUAAUGGGUUUGUGGUCCCCUACAAUCGUAUAUUGUUGAGUAAAUACCGAGCUCACAUUAAUAUCGAUCUAUGCAACCAAAACAAGUCAAUUAAAUACCUGUUCAAAUACGUAAACAAGGGGCAUGACCGAGUCACAGCGGCAUUUUAUGAGACACGCAAUACAGAUGGCGGUGCUGAGAUUCGUGAUGAGAUAAAGAUGUACUACGACUGCAGAUAUCUUUCGGCGUGUGAGGCAAUGUGGAGGUUGUUUAACUUUGAUAUUCAUUACAGAGACCCGUCCGUAAUUAGGCUAAGCUUUCAUCUCCCCGAUCAUCAGCCAAUUGUCUUCAAUGAAAACCAGUCGUUACAAAGUGUGUUGGAUAGGCCAUCUGUCAAGCAAACUAUGUUCCUGGCGUGGUUUGAGGCCAACAAGAACUAUCCACAUGCAAGGGACUUGAGGUACGGAGAUUUUCCACAACAAUUUGUGUAUAAAGAGGAUUCUCGAACUUGGGCACCAAGGAAAAAAGGAUUUUCUAUCGGUAGGAUUGCGAAUGUUCCCCCUGGAAAGGGGGAAGACUAUUACCUUAGGUUGCUACUUAACAUUCAAAGGGGAUGCACGUGCUACGAGGACAUCAGAAAAGUUUUUGACAUCGUCUACCCUACGUUCAGGGAUGCAUGUUAUGUGUUGGGUUUGCUAGAUGACGACAAAGAAUACAUAGAUGCAAUAAAAGAAGUGAAUACUUGGGCAUCGGGGGAUUAUAUAAGAAGGUUAUUUGCGGUUAUGCUGCUUUCCAAUAGCUUAAGUCGGCCCGAACAUGUUUGGCAAAGUUGUUGGUUGGAUUUGGCUGAGGGUAUUGCUUACAAACAACAACGUCUUCAUAAAAAUCCAGAUUUACAUAUAUCGGAUGAAAGCUUGAAGAACUAUACUCUCACCGAAAUAGAAAAAAUAUUGCAAAGCAAUGGUAAAAGCCUGCAAAAUUACGCGCCUAUGCCAGUUCCAAUCGAAUACUCAUAUGAGGACACAGAAAACAUAUUGGUGUUAGAUGAACUGGAUUACGACCGGUUUGAAAUGGGUAGAGAACUUCAACAGUGUCUUGCUUCCAUUACAGAUGAGCAAAGAAAGGUUUAUGAUGUAGUCAUGGAUGCAGUAACCAAUGACAGUGGUGGAAUGUUCUUUCUAUAUGGCCAUGGUGGAACGGGAAAGACGUUUCUAUGGAAAACUCUUUCGGCUGCAGUUCGUUCGAAGGGAGAGAUUGUAAUUAACGUUGCAUCGAGUGGUAUAGCAUCGUUAUUGUUCCCCGGUGGAAGAACAGCUCAUUCUCGAUUCGGACUACCCAUAAAUGUACAUGAGAGUUCCACCUGCAGUAUAUCGCAACAAAGUCCACAGGCAGAGUUGCUCAUAAGGGCAAAACUUAUUAUAUGGGACGAGGCUCCUAUGAUGCAUAGAUACUGUUUUCAAGCCCUUGACAAGACAAUUAAGUCAAUAUUACAGGCUGACAAACCCUUUGGUGGUAAGGUGGUUGUUCUUGGAGGUGAUUUUAGGCAGAUUUUACCAGUUGUGCUCAAAGCAUCAAGGCAGGACAUAGUACAUGCUAUGAUAAACUCCUCUCCGCUGUGGAAUUUCUGUCGUGUCAUGAAGUUGACUAAGAACAUGAGAUUGCAGUCAUGCUCUUCUCCAUCUAAUGUGGAUGAGAUAAAAGAAUUUGGAGACUGGAUACUGAAUGUUGGUAAUGGGGAUGUUGGGGAAGACAAUGAUGGUGAAGCUUCGAUAGAGAUUCCAGAUGACAUGUUGAUUGGUGAUUCAGAAGAUCCAUUCAGAGACUUACUCGAAUUCGUUUACCCGGAUUUGUUGAGUAACAUGUACGAUCGAGAUUAUUUUCAAGGGAGGGCAAUUCUUGCACCAACUAAUGAAUGCGUCGAGUCUGUGAACGAUCACUUAAUGUCUCUCCUUCCAGGAGAGGAGAAGGUGUACCUGAGCUCAAAUAGUAUGUGUAGGGACGAGCACACAACGGAGGAUAAUGCAGAAAUUUAUUCGACUGAAUUCCUCAACACAAUAAGAUGCUCCGGAGUUCCUUCUCAUGCGUUGAGGAUCAAGGUUGGUGCACCCGUUAUGCUAAUAAGAAACAUCGAUCAAGCUAGAGGAUUGUGCAACGGUACCAGACUUCAAAUUAUUAGAACUGGCAUUCACGUUCUUAGUUGCAAAAUUCUUUCCGGAAAAAAUAUCGGUGACAUGGUGUUCAUUCCUCGGAUGACUUUAAUACCAUCUAACUCCGGACUGCCAAUUAAAUUUCAGAGAAGACAAUUUCCGUUGAUUGUUUCUUUUGCAAUGACGAUAAAUAAAAGCCAAGGCCAAACUCUUUCGCAUGUUGGUUUGUAUCUUCCUAGGCCUGUCUUCAGCCAUGGUCAACUAUAUGUUGCAGUGUCCAGAGUUAAGAGCAGAGGUGGCAUUAAGAUAUUCAUCAAGUCGGAUUCGGGUGAACUCACCAAUGUUACUAGAAAUGUCGUGUACAAGGAAGUAUUUCAUCGAAUUUGA